GUCACGGAGUUGUGUUGUCAAAAUGGGACACGACAACCACCACCACCACUUAUCUUUGUGUUUUUGUGAUUUAAUGAGGCUGCUGUGGUCGCUGCUGGUGCCAUGCCUCUACCUGAGCCUGAUCCUGACCCUCGUCCUCCUGCUGCUCCUUUUGGGGGUCCGCAUGUGGCUGCAGGGGCGCCGCAAGGCCCGCCGGGCUCAGGAUGAUGGCCCGGCGGUGGCUUUCUUCCACCCCUACUGUAACGCGGGAGGAGGCGGGGAGCGGGUCCUCUGGUGCUCCCUGAGGGCCCUCAUGCACCGAUAUCCCGGCGUCUCCUUUGUGGUUUAUACGGGUGACCAGGGAGUGACCGGUGAGCAGAUUCUGGAGGGAGCCCGGCAGCGAUUCAACAUCACACUGCCUCGAUCAGUCACCUUUAUCUUCCUGCGUCACCGUGUACUCGUGGAGGCCAGCUCUUACCCUCACUUCACCCUGCUGGGUCAGAGCGCAGGCUCAAUGUUCCUCGGGUGGGAGGCACUGACGGCCUUCGUUCCUGACCUGUAUGUGGACUCGAUGGGCUACGCCUUCACCUUGCCGAUCUUCCGCUACCUGGGAGGCUGUAAAGUGGCAAGCUACGUUCACUAUCCCACUGUCAGCACCGACAUGCUGUCUGUGGUCAGAGAAAGGAACCCAAGAUUCAACAAUGCUGAUUUCAUCUCAAGAAACCCCAUCCUGAGUGCAUUGAAGGUGGUGUACUACUGCUGCUUUGCUCUGCUGUACGGCCUGGCCGGCUCCUGCAGCGACGUCAUUAUGGUGAACUCCACCUGGACGCUGGGACACAUCCUCGCUCUGUGGCGCUCUCCGAGCCGCACCAGCAUCGUCUACCCUCCAUGUGACAUCAGGGCCUUCCUAGAUGUCCCGCUGGAGGACGAGGAUGAGAUGGAGGGCUGGGAGGAGCUUGGAAGAGAAGAAGAGGACGGCGGCAGAGGGGACAGGAAGCGCCACUCCAUUGUGUCGGUGGGUCAGUUCAGGCCAGAGAAGGAUCACCAGCUCCAGAUCAGAGCAUUUCGCAAACUGCUAGACAGGAAAGGGGACGGCCCAGGGGGGAGAGAGUCUCUACGGCUGGUGCUGAUUGGCGGAUGCAGGAACCAGGAGGAUGAGGAGAGGGUGUUGAUGCUGCGGGGACUCUGUCAGGAGCUGGGCAUCGCUGACCAUGUUGAAUUCAAACUUAAUAUCCCCUUUGAGGAGCUGAAGAGAGAGCUGGUGGACGCCACCAUUGGUCUGCACACAAUGUGGAAUGAACACUUCGGCAUCGGUGUGGUGGAGUGUAUGGCCGCAGGCACCAUCGUUCUUGCCCACAAGUCUGGAGGUCCAAAGCUGGACAUCGUGGUGCCGUACGAAGGCAGGCAGACGGGCUUCCUGGCUGACAGUGAGGACAGCUAUGCGGCUGCCAUGGAAACCAUCCUGUUGUUGUCACCAGCCGCUCGACUGGAAAUGCGCCGUAAUGCCAGGGACUCUGUAGAACGAUUUUCCGACCAGGAGUUUGAGUCUUGUUUCCUGGCUGCCAUGGAGCCUCUGAUGGGUACUCUAGAGCGAUGAGUUAAAACAGAUGAGGUGCCGAGUCCACCAGGGACCAGAACGUUGUUGGUCUUUUAAAUAGUGCUACACACAUAUAUAGGAUUGAACAGUGAGGGUCAUGUGUAUGUUUAAAACUGCUUAAGCUUGAAGGUUUAAGUGUGAUGAGGUGGAUCAUUUUCAGCUUAAUAAUCUCACAAAGCAAGUCAACAUCAUCAAGACAAAUUCGGGGUGGACACCCAGAGAAAUAAUUGGGAUGAAUAAACAAAACCAACAAAGAGUGUAGGACUGUGCGUGUGUCAAACUUGUGUGAAAGUCUUCAGUGACAGCAGAGCUGGAAGCACGAUGACGGGGAAAAAAAUCAGGUGAAAAAUCACAUUCUGUUCACCUCCAAACUGAGUCAUGUGUUGAUAUGACUUUACAUAAAAAAUUACAAGACACCUUGAGGUUCAGGAAAUAUCCUCUUUAAUCUCAUAAUUAUAGCUAUUAUUUAUGUUCUCUGUCAUAUACGCUCCAGGAGCAAUUUAGGCAACCCUGGAUAUCCGGAGAUCACCUGGGUUUUGUUAGGAUGUGCAACAAUGGACACUCAUAAAAGGUAAAAAAAGACAACAAUGAGGCGAGAUCAUCGAAAGGUAAA
Messenger RNA from Pelmatolapia mariae (spotted tilapia), 2189 nucleotides. RefSeq names its product GDP-Man:Man(3)GlcNAc(2)-PP-Dol alpha-1,2-mannosyltransferase-like. Gene Ontology annotation, cellular component: endoplasmic reticulum membrane. Gene Ontology annotation, biological process: protein N-linked glycosylation. Gene Ontology annotation, molecular function: GDP-Man:Man(3)GlcNAc(2)-PP-Dol alpha-1,2-mannosyltransferase activity. The transcript is spliced from 6 exons. NCBI's taxonomy places the organism in Eukaryota, Metazoa, Chordata, Actinopteri, Cichliformes, Cichlidae. The record is from RefSeq and is a predicted model, not a curated record. Bases 23 to 1576 code for a protein of 517 amino acids.